Gekko japonicus is the source of this 3557-nucleotide messenger RNA. RefSeq names its product multimerin 2 (gene MMRN2). The coding region runs from base 1 to 3306 and encodes 1101 amino acids. Gene Ontology annotation, molecular function: protein binding. The transcript has 8 exons. NCBI's taxonomy places the organism in Eukaryota, Metazoa, Chordata, Lepidosauria, Squamata, Gekkonidae. Gene Ontology annotation, biological process: negative regulation of cell migration involved in sprouting angiogenesis; negative regulation of vascular endothelial growth factor receptor signaling pathway. The record is from RefSeq and is a predicted model, not a curated record.
AUGAGUGACGGAGAGGAGAAACCCAUUCCUAAGAAGGACAACUCCGGAGGGAGCCCGACCCCUACCACGACCGGUGGGGGGACUCCCAUGACCCAGGCAACUGUGCGGGUGACUACUACGCUGCCGCCAUUGCCCGGGGCAUGGGUGACGGAGAGGACAAAAGCGAGAAGUGGCCGUGUCCCCCCGGAGGAGGGACUGGAACUGGCCCAGAGGAUGGAGGUGGCGGAUCGAAAGAGAAGGCAACUGCAGCGGACUUUGGAGGACGUCAUCCAGGCAAUCCCGCAGCUGGUAAUCCAAGCCAUCAGGGAGGAGAGGGAGGCCCAACCGGCGGUCCCAGCAGGGCCUGUUGCCCCUCCGCCCCCGCAGCUGCCCCGGCCUGAGGAUGCCCCGCAACCGGGCCCGCCCGAUGUCCCGGUUCCAGCGCCACGUCCUGGCAGUCCGAGGGAACGGGUGAUGCCUCGCCCGAAAGACCUCAUCAAAGCCACCUUUGAUGGGAGCCCAGAGGAACUCUCCUACUUCGUGGUUCGAGUGAUGAAGAACUGGUGCUCCUUUACGCAGUCCCGGGUGGUGACGUACAUAGGCGUUUGCACAAAGGAGAAGUACGUAGUCAAGUCGCAGCAACCGUGUCCACAUGGGACUCCAGACUGCCAGAAGAUCAUGUACAGAACAGCUUUAAAGCCAGUCUACCAGGUGAAGCAAAGAGUCAUAAGCGCUUUGCACUGGAAGUGUUGCCCUGGCUACAGUGGCACGAACUGUGAACACCACGACCCUAAUUUCCUCCCGGUGCCCACCACUAAGCCCGGAGGCCUGGAAGAAGAAAGGGGGGCAGUCUCCAGCCGAACAUCUUCGUCGCUGGAAUCCAGAGACAUCCUUGAAGACCACCAGAGCCACGAAGCACUGCUGGAGGAUCUGCAGAACGACAUCCAACAGGCAACGAGCAAUUUGGGAGUCUUACAGAAGGCCUUUCAUUACAACAUCAGUCGCCCAGAAGUAGAAGCCAGCCGCAACCAAACAGGACUACAGGAACAAUUCCUCCAGCAAAUGGUGGUUUCCCAUGUAGAGAGUUUCUUAAAGGAACGUUUUAACCCAGUCUGGUCUAGCUUCAAUAAAAGUCUACAGGAUCUUUCCACCAUGCUGAAAAAUCUCUCGCACCACGUCGAGGCCAAUCGGAAAAGCAUAGAGAAAUUCCAAGAAAGCGCUGUGCCAAAGAAGGACUUCCAGGAGCUUGGAACCAAGUUUGAAUCCAAAAUUCAGGAAAAUGUGGGGAGAGCGGACCAGACGAAGAGAGAUAUCGACACUCAUUUACACUUGCAGCAGGCAGCCAUGCACUACAAUCUCACCAUGAUCAAAGCAGACACAGACAUGAAGCUGAAGAGAUAUCAUAAGAUACAACACUCUUAUUUGUCAGCCUUAAACAACAGCCUAACAGACAUGAGACAGGAACAAGAUAAUAUUCACAGUGAGCUAGAGACCCUGAACAGAAACUUGGCAGGAUUCCCGGUGCAAUACAGCAGCCUAAAUGAGGAAGCAACCGAAACCGACAUUCGGCUCCUCAAUCAGACCCUAGUAGGGCACACUCAACAGCUAAAGGAACUCUAUGAAGAAUCUGACGAGUUCUACGAUGAUUUUAACAAGUUCCAGGUUUCCAUUAAUGCAUUCAAAGCCAGCUCAAAGAGUGAAAUGGAGGAGCUCAGAGUGGCCUUGAUUGAGAAAAGUCUUAUUAUAGAGGAAUACAAGGAAGACUUGGAAAGGAAGAUCCUAGCCCUGAACAAUAGUCUGGAAAAUAUUAGAGAGAGCCACUGGGAUCUAGAGAGGUCUAUGAAAGCAUGCCAUUGUGUGAAAAUACCUUUGGACUCUGAUGUGGAAGAGCAAGCAAACGCCACUCGUGCAAUCAGGGAGGAAAUGAAGCUAUUUGAGACACGUCUGAAAGCUCUCAAGAAUGAAAUUGAUGAUCUCGCCACAGCCUUUCGCCUUUUCCACCAACCUCUAGAUUUCCAGCAGAAACAGAGUCGAGAGCUGGAAGGCGAAGUCUCUCUUCUUAAGGCCCAGGCCGAAACAUUGUCCGAGGAUCUCGGUGCCAUGAGAAAAGCGGACGAGAGGAUGCAUUGGCAGAUCAAGUAUCUCAACAGCUCUUUUAACUCUCUCCUGGUAGAUGCGAUGAGGCAUGAGACAGCACUGGAGGCCGUGCUUGGAGAAGAAAUUAUGGAACUCUUGACCGAAGAAGAUCCUAGCUCCUUAAUAUCAUCUCUAGAUCAGCUUCAGGUGGCUUUCAGACUAAUUUCGGACAACCUCGAGAAGCAGAAUAUCACCAUGGAAUCUCUAAUGAAGAGAAUUUACUCUUUGGAGGUGGAUCGCGACAACACUUCCAGUGGGCAUAAAUCUCUUUUGCAUCCCGUCCUUGAAGAGCAAACAGAGAACUCAGUGAAAGAAGUCAGUGUCCAACAUGGCGGCGUGGAGCAUAUGGAGCCAAAUCACGAAGCUGCCAUGGAGGACGUCCUGGAUAAUCCAGCAUACCAUGACAUCAUGAUCCUAAAGAAAGAGAUUGGACACCUUAGCAGGGAAAUGAAGAAGUAUGAAUUACAAAAGGAUCGCGCCAGUCUCUGCUGUAAUCACACUGCAGUCAGCAUGAUGGAUCCAUUCAAUGUUUCACUGGAGAAUCUGAAGGAAGAACUUGCAUUGACCAAACAAGCCUUCGAUGAGCAUCUGAAGAUCUUUCAAAAGCUGUUCGGAAGUAUCCAAGACGUAGCUGCCACAAAUGCGAGUUUGGAUGCGGCAAGGAUUCAGUCGAUGAUGGGCAGACAGAUGAAAAAGCAGCUUAAAGUUCAGGAACGGCAAAAAACGAGGGACAAGAAUGAGGCCAGCCACCACAGAGAAGGUACUUUGAAUGGAAGGAACAAGAUACAGACAGAGGUCUCGGAGGCAGAUUCACAGGUGGCCUUUUACGUGAAGUAUUCAGAAGGACGAGAAGGACCGAACCUCAACAGAACGUAUCUCAAUUACGGAGAAGGGUAUUUCCCUGAGCACGGCUACUUCAAGUCCCCUCACAGUGGUGUUUAUCUGGUUGCUAUCAGCAUGGAGUCCAGCCCAGGAAUGGCUCUGGGACAACUGGUUUUUAGCAACGGGCACAGAAUGACAGUAAUGGGCAGUAAGAAGAGGAAGGGACAGGGAGGUGGUACUGUGACGGCUUUUGUGCUGGUGGAGCUCAAGAAGGGGGAGCACAUGUGGUUUGAGCUGCUGCAGGGUUCUACGGUGACGCAGAACCCAGCUGGGAUGAGCAUGGCCGGGUUUCUGAUAUUCAAAACUUGAAAAGGGGCUCCGGGGUAAUAACUGGUCUCUUUCCCGUAAGCCACACAGAACUACCGAGUGUGCGUAUUUUCAAAGGUAGUCCUGCCCUUGGUUUGACAGCGUGCCGCUUUCUAGAAAUAGCCCAGUAGUUGCUUAGUGUUGUCACGCAGCAUUGAGAGACCGGCAAUGGAAUUGACUGCUUUUCUUCCAAGCGCUGAAGGAAAAAGCUUUCGGUUCCCGUGACGGACCGCAUCUUUGAUCUCUACCCUCCG